CAUAUAAUCCCCUUCCCCUUCCUUACCCCAUAGCUGUCUUGUCAUUAUUAUAUUGCUGCUUAGCUUAGCUUCCUUUCUAGUCUUAUUACUCGCUGCCUGCCUGCCUGCCUCUGUCCUAUGCUCUUAAUUGAUUCAAUUCCAAUCCCAAUUCCCAAUUCCCAACAAACAAACAUUCUCAAAAUCAACUAACGAUAUGGAUUUGCCUCCGGGUUUCCGAUUCCACCCCACCGACGAAGAGCUCAUCACUUACUACUUGACCCCAAAGGUUCUUGAUACCCGCUUUUCUGCCGCGCCGGCCAUUGCUGAGGUGGAUUUCAACAGCGUUGAACCAUGGGAUUUGCCUUGGAAGGCGAAAAUGGGUGAAAAAGAAUGGUAUUUCUUCUGCGUGAGAGAUAGGAAGUAUCCGACGGGGAUGAGGACCAACAGAGCCACUGGUGCAGGGUACUGGAAAGCCACUGGAAAGGAUAAGGAGAUUUUCAAGGCCAAAACCCUUGUUGGGAUGAAGAAGACUCUGGUUUUCUACAAAGGGAGAGCACCCAGAGGUGAGAAGACUGGCUGGGUAAUGCAUGAAUACUACAGAUUAGAGGCCAUGCACAAUCUUCCUAAAUCUGCUAAGAACGAAUGGGUGAUCUGUAGAGUGUUUAAGAAGAGCUCCGGGGGAAACAGAAUUCCUAUUUCGGGUCUGAUCAGAGGUGAAAAUGGCGGCAAGAUGCCUCCAUUAAUGGAGAUAUCAGAAAGUUCUUCACAUGUGCCCUGCUUCUCCAACUCGGUGGAGGAUCAAAAGCCCCGAAACAGCGAAUCCUCCGGAACCCUUUCCAAUCAUCGUCCGCUCAUCAUGCCGGCCGAACUGGACGUGGAUUCCGGGAUGAUGAUGAUGCAAGAUCAUUCAAUUCUGAAGCUUUUGUUGGGGAACAAUCAAGACAGUGAAGCGCCCGGGGCGGUGGACCUGGACUGUCUCUGGAAUUAUCAUUAUUGAGUUUCAGAUAACAACCAUUACGUACAGAAUAGUGCAAUUUGGGGAUGGCGAGGGAAACUGCAAUUACUAUCCAGAUGGUGUUUAUUGUGUAAAUUUUGUCUUGUAACCUUAACCCGUAAAAGAAUAUAAGUAGUACUGUCAAAAUGGGUCGGCCCAUCCUAUUAUGCCCAUCCCAUUGCGGGCCUAAUUUCUGGUAGACUUUUGAUGGUCUAAAGUAAACCAGUCUAGAUUGCACAUAAUUGAUUCGGUUCAAACCAACAGGAGCGAGAUCCGACCUCUCAUAAUCUUGUAAUUAUAAAUUUGUAUUCUUUGUAAUUUUGGCUUGGAUUACUCCAAUGUGAUUUAGGGACAUGGGAAGAUCAAGUGCUAGUGUAGUCUAGUACUAGUGUGAUAAUUCUUGGUUUUAAUUUGUAUACUUUUUUUUUUUCUCACACACUGAUAUGAAACUAAGCUAAUUGGUUUUGUAAAUACCAAUCAACUGUAGUCGAAGUUGUCUUUGUCAGUCAAAUAUGUGGGUGGGUGUGCACGUAUUGUAAGAUAUCUAUCUUUUUCAACUUUCAGUUGAGUUUGAUUAGUUUUCAAAUCUUUGUUU
Messenger RNA from Ipomoea nil (Japanese morning glory), 1568 nucleotides. Its product is annotated as NAC domain-containing protein 92-like. The transcript is spliced from 4 exons. NCBI's taxonomy places the organism in Eukaryota, Viridiplantae, Streptophyta, Magnoliopsida, Solanales, Convolvulaceae. Gene Ontology annotation, molecular function: DNA binding. Gene Ontology annotation, biological process: regulation of DNA-templated transcription. The record is from RefSeq and is a predicted model, not a curated record. The coding region runs from base 194 to 976 and encodes 260 amino acids.